Molecule: messenger RNA, 2484 nt
Organism: Cloeon dipterum
Lineage: Eukaryota; Metazoa; Arthropoda; Insecta; Ephemeroptera; Baetidae
Product: ATPase family gene 2 protein homolog A
Exons: 9
Coding region: 124-2430 (768 amino acids)
Cellular component (GO): cytoplasm
Molecular function (GO): ATP hydrolysis activity; ATP binding
Source: RefSeq, a predicted model, not a curated record
ACUCGUGCGAGGCUGUGCGAGACUUCAGGCAGACAACAACACCAAUGUCCUGGAUGAACCAGGGAUGGACCGACGUAUGUUUGCAAAAUUGUAACUUUUCGUGAGAGAAAAGUUUCGAGGAAGAUGUCGAAGAACAAGAGAAAAUCGGUUGCACCGUGGUUCAAAUGUGAAAAGUGCGAUAGCAUAAUUAAUCAGAAAGACGUUGAACAUCAUGAGGCAACCUGUCCACCAAAGAUUGAUCCAUUUCUCUACCCUUUCAUCACGAAAAACACGAUCUACAGCACCAUAGAGGAACAAAAACCUGAAAGCAAAAACCUAGAGCGCGUCCCAUUGUCAAGACACGCAUUCGUUGUCCAACUGUCUCAACAGGCCAUGCAGCUAUGUCAACUCAGCAUCGGCGACCCUGUGAGCGUAGAGGUCAACGGCACCAGGGUGGCUCGCAACGUCUGGCCCAGCCCUGAGGGCAGCCUCAUGUCCGUGAUCUUUUCACGGUCUGCCCUGGAACUGCUUGGCUGCAAACCAGGAGACGUUGUCACAGUGCAGAACUUGUACUCGCUUCCCCUGCCUGUUGCAGAGGUGGUAGUCAAGUUGGUUGGUCCUGAGAACAGCUUGACAGGGGAGCAGGCCAUGGCUCUUCUGCAGAGACAACACCAGGAAAGAGUUUUCUACGUUAACAACCUGAUUGGACUUAGGUACAUGGGAAUCACCUUGAAAUACAAGGUGGUCAAGGCCACUCCAGUUGGACACCCUCAAUCUCUUGAACAGAAUUUACAAAAUCUGUCUCUCGACAAUAGGGCUGAAAUAGCUCCAUGUUACCGGGUUGUCCCUGAUACAAUUUUCCGGAUGGAAGGCGCCCAUGGUGAAACAAAAAAAUAUGGACCAUUUUUAAAUCAAGUCGGGGGUAUUGAUGAAAUAAUUAAAUGUCUAGAGGAGAUGCUGCUCAAUGUUGUGAGACCUACCAAGCAUCCAGGUUUGUCUCCUGCGAGAGGCGUUCUCCUCCACGGUGCACCAGGAACGGGAAAAACGAUGCUUGCAACCGCAUUGGGGCACAGGCCAAAUAUUUCUUUCGUCCACAUUCAAGCAGCUGAAACUUUUAGCAAAUUUUAUGGAGAGACUGAAACACAGCUCAAAUCGUAUUUCUCCAGCGCUGUCAGAAAAGCUCCAAGCAUAAUUUUCAUUGACGAGGUUGACGUCCUUUGCCCAAAGAAGCAUAGUUCAAGCUCGCAGCAGGAGCAGAGAGUCCUCGCGUCACUCGUGUCAGAAUUGGAUUCUCUGAAGGACAAACGAGUCCUGGUCGUGGCUGCGACAGGCAGGCCUGAUGCAAUCGAUCAGUCACUCAGGAGACCUGGUCGUUUGGACGAAGAAAUUGAACUGCCUGUCCCAAAUCCCACAGCUCGCAAAGACAUAUUGUGCAAACUGCUCGAAAAUGUCCAAACCGACAUCAAAGAGGAAUCAGUAAAGGAAAUUGCUGAUCGAGCCCACGGAUUUGUGGGGGCUGAUUUGAUGUCUUUGUGCACUUAUGCGGUUAACAAAGCGUCCAAACGUCAGUCCACUGUAGUGGAGUUUGCUGACCUAGAAUGGGCUCUGACCCAGGUUACGCCGAGUGCCAUGCGUGAAGUUCUUGUGGAAGUCCCAAAUGUGAAAUGGAGCGACAUCGGUGGCCAAGCCGAACUCAAGCUGAAAUUGAAGCAGGCUGUUAAUUGGCCACUAAUGUAUCCAGAGUCCUUCAUUCGAUUAGGAGUCAACCCACCGAGAGGGGUGUUGAUGUAUGGACCCCCUGGCUGCUCCAAGACGAUGAUUGCCAAGGCACUGGCCACUGAGAGUGGUCUGAAUUUCUUAUCUAUUAAGGGCCCAGAAUUGUUCAGCAAAUGGGUUGGGGAGUCGGAAAAAGCGAUACGCACAGUAUUUCGCAAAGCAAGACAAGUUGCUCCAUCCAUCGUGUUUUUCGACGAGGUGGACGCCCUGUGUGGCAAAAGAGGAGAUUCAGGAAAUGAGAGUGGAAGCAGUGUUCAAGAGAGAGUUUUGGCACAGCUUUUGACUGAGUUAGAUGGCGUCGAAGAGCUCCGGAAUGUCACAGUUGUGGCUGCAACAAACCGCCCUGACAGAAUAGACCAGGCUUUGCUGAGACCUGGGCGCUUGGACAGGAAAAUUUACGUUCCCCUGCCUGAUGCCGAGACUAGGAGAGAAAUCUUUUCUAUUCACAAACGUAAAACCCCUCACUCGAAAGAAGUUGACAUUGAUGAACUAGUAUCCAAGACUGAUGGCUAUUCUGGAGCUGAGGUUAGUGCUGUGUGUCAUGAAGCUGCUCUCGCUGCUCUGCAGGAUGAUAUCAAUGCGACUGAGUUGUGCAUGCACCAUUUUUCCCAGGCUCUGGUCUCAAUUACGCCAAGAACUCCAGCCUCGCUACUUGAUUUGUAUGCCUCUUUCUAAGCGUUAAAAUACUCAAAAAAUGCUAUAUAUUUUAAUAAAUCAGGUUGUUUAAAA